Molecule: messenger RNA, 11022 nt
Organism: Eriocheir sinensis (Chinese mitten crab)
Lineage: Eukaryota; Metazoa; Arthropoda; Malacostraca; Decapoda; Varunidae
Exons: 58
Coding region: 11-10219 (3402 amino acids)
Biological process (GO): lipid transport
Molecular function (GO): lipid carrier activity
Source: RefSeq, a predicted model, not a curated record
GUACACGGACAUGAGCCCUGGUAUCAGUCCGUGUCCUAACCCCGCAAGGAACAGCAGACGCCCUACAGUUUCACUACUCCGGUGUUGGUGGGAGGGAACAAAGUGGCUGAGUGCCGUGAUGUGGCUGCUUGUCCUGCUGGUGUGUGUGGCUAUUGCGGCGGGCGAAGGCGAUGAUGUCUGUUCCCGGGAUUCGCCAGGCUGUGACGGAGUUGGUGUGGCUCACUUGCCUGUGGGCUACACACAAAUAUACAGCGUUGAAGGAUUCUGGGCCCUGAACUUGCUCGGCGACGUGAUGCGGCCACGGACGGCAAGCACCGCGGUGGACGUGCGAGGGCGGGCUGGCCUGACGCGCGUGUCUCGAUGCAGGCUGAAAAUCGAUCUCUGGAAUGUCUCGUUCAGUGAUUGGCAAGAGGCUGAGGUUGAGGUGGUCGAGAGCUGGGUGGUGGUGAGCGGGGGCACCUUGCAGGCUGUGUGCAGGCCGUCCGGGGCCGCCAGGACGAGGUUGUCCGGCCACCUGCACGCCCUGGCCCGCGGCGUGGUGUCUUCCGUCAUGAAUGUGGUUCCUGAGCUCGGCGGCCACUCUGUAACAGCUUACGAGGGUGAUGAGCAUGGCCAUUGCACCACCCACUACCAGGUGACCCGGGCAUGGGCUGGAGGCAGGGAGGUGGUGCGGACCAAGGACCUGGCAGCAUGUGGCAGGAGGGAGGCAGGGGUGAGGCCUCUCUCCAUCAUGACAGACAAUGCUACCCUGAACUGCCACCAGCAAUACACCGAUGAUGGAAAGGGUAAAACGCUGCAUCAUGUGUUCUGCCAACAGACUCUGACACUUCCCUCUGUGGCAGUUAUGAACUCCAACCUCACACUCAGCCUCCUCCAGACCCAUCCUCUCAGGCCUCAUUCACUCAGAACAGGUACCAUGCAGGAACUCAACCUAGAGAUGGAAGUGAAGUCUAGGAUGCCUUUGCCAGAUCAAAAGACAAAAGCUUACAACCUGCUCAGUCAGAUGUGUGAUGAGCUGAGCAGGAGAAUAACAUCCAAGGCUGCUCUUUUGUAUCCCAGUCUGGUGGAGGUGUUGGGGGAGCUUGAGCUGGAGACACUUCUGCAACUGUACCAACAGAUCAACAAUGGAAGACUAUGUCCACAUCACCAGAGACUCAGGGGUGUGUUUUCUGGUGCUUUACGGGACUCCUCCACUCCCAAUGCAGCAGCAGCCAAGUGUUCCUUGAUAACCGAUGGCCUUGUCAGGUCUUCUUCCAGCUGGGCUUUGUCUCUAGCCAAUGUCAAGCAACCAACCCCAGAGGCCUUAUAUGCUUGUGCUGGUCUUCUAACAACUGACCACUGGGAUACCUCGGAAGUCUUGGGUCUUGCAGCUAUGGCAGGGCAUGCAACAUGUAAUGGGGAUGAAGAGUGCUCUGUUGUAGAGGCUGCAAGGAGGAUUGCCCACCGCUUAAGAGGAAAGUUAACCUAUUGUCCAGACCAGGAACACCAGAAUCAAGUGUUGCUGGCAAUUCGAGGCCUUGGGAAUAUGAAGCAGUAUGGGCAUGAGGUGGAGACUGGUCUACAAUUAUGUGGUGGCAACACACGAGCACCAGACUCUGUUCGUGUGGCAGCUAUCACAGCACUUGGCCGGGGUCCUUGCUCCUCACAGGUAGUGAAUUGGCUCAAGUGGGAAUUGCUCAACGAAACUUUGUCUCCUGAGAUACGCAUCACAGCCUUCCAGUCACUCAAGCAAUGCAGUGAGGAGGAGGCAGAGGCAGUAGCCACUCUUAUCACUCAGAGGGAUUCACAUCCACAAGUGAAAUCUUAUGUGAGUGACUUCCUGAGUGACGGGACGACCAGCCAGGGCACCCACGAGUUUUCCCGCCACCUGGUAGCCAACUUCACUGCUCUCCUGGGGCUGCCAGACACUUACCUUUACACAGAUACUGUAUUUCAAGACUCAUUUUUGCCUCGCAGCAUUGGAUUAAACUUAUCCUCACCUCUGUUGAAGCAUGUUGGAGGAAGCAUUCAGCUUGGGGCUCGACUGGAGAAUUUGGAGGAUUUGCUGGAGGCCACUUUUGGCCCGAAGGGUGUGGCUGGAGACAAUGUGGAGGCCUGGCUUUCAGCUCUUGUGAUGAAAGUCCAACAGAUAUUUACCGUGGCUUCACAAGACUUCACUCAGAGUCAUGAGAGAACCAAAAGAAGUUACUCACUCACAGAUGUCAUUCAUCUUCUUGAUAGGGUUCAGCAUGAUGCAGUGACUGUGUUGCGGGGUUGGAUGUCAGCUGGCCUUGGUGGUCAAGAGCGGUUGUUUUUUCCCUACAUAGUAGAACCACUGACCCUGCACUGGGAGGAGUUAUUCACAUCAUGGGUCGAAGAUCUCCUCGAGACAGCAUAUUCUUCACUCCUUAAUUCAAAUGUUGAACUAACAACAUCAUGGGCUGAGGUGGAGGAGCAGGUGCUGGUGUGGAAUCUGGUGGGCACCCCAAUAGAGUUGUGGCAGCAGGAAGGUGGUCUCGUCUCUGUGAGUGCUUCUUCAAAGGUCGAUCUUCUGAGCCUCCUUACCAACCCCCAAGCUUCUACUCUCAAGAUUGGCCUAGGACCCAGCAUGGGACUGUACUCAAGGCUUGGCUUGAGUCUGAAUAGUCUCUCAGGAAAGGUUGUGGCAGCAACCACCACACAGACGUCUGCAGCUGGUGAUGUCUCAGCUGUCCUCACACUACAGGGCAGUGACAGAGUUGACGUGAAGGUUGACCUCCCCCACUCAUCUUUCCACGGCUACUCCAUCCAAAUCACCCAGAGCCUGGAGUUACCUGAGCAUGGUAGAAGUAACCAUGAGGAGGAGGUAGAAGAGGAGGAGGUUCAUGGUACUUUUAAUGAGAUAGAAAACAGUUCUACAUGUUUUGAAGAAGGAGACACCCUAGCUGAUAGUGCUGUGGUUGGUGAAAGAGAAAGGGUGCUGCUGGUAGAGCAGUCUUGUGGAAGAGCCCUUGACACAGCACUGGGCAUAAAGACUGGCCAGUUGAAACAGUGGACUGUGAGCCAACAUGCUGUAGCUUUAAAGUCUUAUGGUUUCCUCCGGAAGAGAGAAGGGAUCACCGGGUACAGAAUAAUGAUUUCUUGGAAAAAUCCAGGCAUGAAGUCACUUUUCCUUGAUACCUCUAUUGAAGCUGAAGGCACAGCUGGAGAGUAUAAGGCAGGUCUGGUGCUAGGGCUUACAUAUGGCCCACACUAUUCUUGUAAAGUUCUGCUUCAGAGCAGAGAAUAUUCUGCCUCUGCUGAAGCAACUCUGGUGAAUGACCCAAACUUAAAGCGCAUUGACGGUCAUGUUGGCUAUCAGGGAAUCCACUAUGGGCUAAAGGCAGAGUUGCUCAUGGUGCAAAAUGGAGGCCAUGUGAGUGUGAAGCCCAGACUGGUGGUAAGCUACCCUGGCAUGCAGGAAGAUGCUCUGCUGGAAGGGUACCUUGCCCGAUACUUUUCCGAUAAGGUCACCAGUGUUACUAUUGAUUUAUACACAGAGGGAUCCCUGAAGACUUAUCUUGAUAUUACUCUUAAAGGCACAGCUGAGGUUAAACACACAACUAAUGGCACCAAAACUGUGACCCUUGAGAAUGUACAGUUUUCCUCCCAGCAUCUGUCUCUUGGACUGGAGUCUACACUUUCUUGGGGAGACAGGGGGGCUGAAGGAAGAGUGGAGAUCAAGUGGGGAGGGCAGGUGGUAAAAGUGGAUGGGAGUGUCAUUCACCUUGAGGGAACAGGUAAAUCUGGGGAGGAGCAGGUCUAUCAGUUGAGUCUCCAAGUCCUACUACCGAGCCACCCACACCUCACCACCAGCAUCCAGUGCCUCACCAAGACUCAUGACUCUCAGAUGAUGAAUAAUCUGACCAUAAUGAUGGGAUCGGAGGCAGACAGACACAGACAGUUUGAGGUGCUCCACUCUACCUCCUGGAGGGUGGCAGAAGCAGAGUCUGACCCUGAUAAUCAGUUGCCCCAAAUUGUAGCAACUCAUCAUGACCUAGCAGUUCAAGUUGAAAAUAAGCUGUGGAUCACAUCACCAGAUGCAGCUAUUGAAUGGAAAGUCGAUCAUAUAUUGGAGGUAACUGAGAGGUCUCUGGAGAACCUGGUCACUGCUGUCAUAAAUGAGGAACACCACAUAGUCAAGGCAAAAUUUUAUGACCAAACUGAAGAAGUGUUCAAGUACCACAUUGAAUUAGAGCUGAGCCUUCCUUCGUGGCACUUCAGUUAUGUGGACACACUGGAGCAGCAGGCAGGAGGGGAGGUAUUAGGCUUCAGUACCACAGUGAUGCCUUCAGGCCGAGUUUACACCACAACCACCACAUACAGGAUGGCAGCUGAAACAGCCAAACUUUUUGUUGAAAUUCACUUUGAGAUAUUGAUACAGGAUGGCACCCAGAGCUGGAACAUAAGUGGACAGCAGAUUUGCAAGUGGAAUUCCUCUGGGAUCAUCUUGGAAGCCAGUGUGAAAGCUGGUAAACUGGAUGUCUUUGGGCUGGAGAUAUCAUUGGAAGGUGCCAGCCUAGCCCAGGUUGAUUUCCAUGCAAAAACAUGGGCAAAGGAUUUGUAUGAAGGAGAGAUGGCCCUAGGGAGUGAAGACAGCAGGACCAACUUUUACUUUAACCUUCUUGUGAUUCCAUUCAACCAGGAAGUUAUCAGUAGUGUGGCUCUGGACCAUCGUCUGGAGACUGGAAGAGGUAAACUGGAUGGGAAGUUAUCCUGGGAUGUGCGUGAGGACCCCUCCAGUGCCCUCACCCUAUCCUCCGCCCUUCAGCUGCCUCACGUGGGGUCACCCCUACAGAUAAGUGGGUCUUUGUCUGUUCUUCAUUGGACCUGGGUUACUGAACUACUUGUGGACUUUGGUGAGGAAGUUGGAGACAAACACAAGGUGUCUUUUAUCUUCAUCUUGCCUGAUAAAUCAAGGUUUGAAACAGGUUCCCAGAUGGACCUAUCUUUCAGUCAGAGAAACUUUUCUGUUAUGACUGGUUUUUACCUCGUUCUGCCAGGAGGAGAUACUCAUAAUUUGUCUGUGUCGACCAAAGGGAUACUGGGACAUGAACUCAGCAAAGCAAGUCUUGGCCUGGAUAUUGAUUCUCCAAUAAGCCAAGAAAUCCAUUUUCUUGUUCAGAUUGUUAAGAAAGAAAGUGACCAUACAAGUAAUCUGGAUUUUAAGCUACAGACUCACUCAGAGGCUGAGUACUGGGAAGCCUUUUCUGUAGCAACAAAAGGUAAAUGGGAUGGACGCCAGAUGGAUGGAGUGACCAGGAUGAACUGGGGUGAUGUUGCUGUACACUUGAAUGUGUCUGGCCUUUAUGACAUUGAGGGGAAUGAACAUCAUGUGGCAGCCUUGGCAGAACUAAAGGUGCCCUCACUGCCUGCAUGGAGCCAGCUCAAGUCUUCCAUUGAAGGAAAGUUAUGUAUGGAGCAGAAUCCAUCCACUUUAAAGGUAACUCAGAUCUCGAUAGUAGAGAAAGACUAUGAGGAAGUGUUCAGCAGUCGAGGGGAAGUAUCUGUGCUAGUUCCAGAGAUAAACGGUUCACUCACAGUCUUCCAUUCAGGAAAUUAUGCCUCCAGACAGUCCUACAAUUUGAAAGGUAAAUUUACAGGACAGGAGGUGGAGAUGUCGGUGUCUGGCACAGUAGAUGGUGAGCCCAUGAAGGCAGUAAUCCACUAUGUGCACAGCAAACAGUUGAGGGUUCAUGCCAGCUACCGCAGUGAAGACUACCUCAGUCUCUCCUUUCUCACAGAGCUCCAAGACUUCCUUAUUGGUGCCAUGGAGGAGGGGGAUCCAGCUUACUCCCUCAGCACAGAAGGCCAACUAGUAGUGCUGGGCCAACACACAAAAAUGAGUCACCAUCUCUCCAUCUCUCCUUCACUGGCAUCUUCUUCAUUAAAGAUUGUUCCCAUUGAAGGAAAAGUUUUCAUGCUCAAGACAACUCGCACCAAACUUGGCCUUAACCACUGGCGCUCAGACAUCAGCCUUACCUGGGGCCAGCGUAUCUUCUCCUAUCAUGAUGAAGUCAACAUUCCCAGUCUAACAGAGUUGUCUCUCAGGAUAGAGGUGGAUGCUCCAGCCCUUCUCCUCAAUUCAGUGAUGGUAAUGGUGGAGGCAAUGGAAGAAGCUCAGGGAGGAAAGACAGUGAAACUGCUUCUUCAAAAACACAACGCAACUAUUCAUAGUGCAAGAGUGUUAUUCUACAAGUAUGUCACAAAUGGAGAAAGUGUGUGGCAGGCUGGAGCCACAGAGGUCGUGGUCAACAGCCAAACAUACCGAGACAUUAUGUUCCACCAUGCUGUCAUUCCUCUUACAUCAGGCUUGGAGGUGAAAAGCAACAUGACAGUGGGACACACACCACUGGUGAUGGUGGAAGUGCGUGUGACACCUGACACUAGGGUGCUAGUCCUGGCUCUCUGCACCACUGAUGAGGAGUGUGUGCGGGUGCAGACGCAGGCCAUGGAACAAAACACUCCCUCCACCAGAACUUUCUCCAUCUCUGUACGUGCCCUCAACUCCCUCUUUUGGAAGGAUCCUCAUGAGCCAUUUACUCAGAAUUCAGUCACUUUUCUGGCUGAGGAGACAGCUGACAGAACUUUGGUGUCAGGCGGAGUAAUCCGGCUGGAGUGUGAGGAAGUUGGCUGCUUCACCUCCACCUCAAAGGGUGUGCUGCACACUUCUUUGCUUCUCACCCACGACACUCUAGACGUGAUGGUAAACACAACCCACCGCACUAUUGUACUGGCCAGUGUGUUGAGGAAGGGUCGGGUGGAUGAGAUGCCUAAGACUAGUCUUCCUGGAGGCAUUUUGAGUGACUCCACUAUUCUGGAAAAUCAGCUGUGGCUUGACAGGGAGCACAAUCCUCAGGGUGCGAUUAACUGGACAACCAACUUAGCCGCUUAUACAUCUUCAAGAGCCUUAGAACUUGCCCUUUCCUCCUCACUCCACCAUCCAUCCUUUGCCAAGACCUUGGAUAUUAAGGGUUCCCUCAUGCUCGGAGCAGAGUCUACCAUCAGCCUCUCACUGGUGCUUGACAUUUUUUCACGGGAACAGGACGCUCUCAAGGUGGAUGUUGAAAUGCAGCAAGAGAGAGGGAAGUACAUCCUGCACAGCAUCUUAACUAUUAUGCACACAACAACACCCAUAGCUGAUGCCACAGCCAUAGUCGUGCCAUCUCCAGACAGCAGCAAAAUCAGCCUUGCAGUGGUGCUUCCAACUAUUACAUCAGCCCAGUUUCCAGCCAGAGUUUCACCAACACAGCAUUUUCAGCUCGUCUGUGGGCUGGACACAUUAGAAGACCAUACAACCCUCUCCUGCAAGCUGAUGACUCCUUCAGUACAUGAGGAAGUUAGUGUUGGGUACCAGAGAUGGGAAACAAUAGGCUGUGUGGGAGGCACUACUUCUCUGGGUCUCUUGAACCACACGCACCAGUUCCAACACAUUUCUUGCCAUGAUCCAGCAAACUUGCAGAUGAAGCUCUCGCACAGUGCUGAAGGGCGCUUGAAGGAGAAACUUUCACUAAAGCUUGGAGUUGUGGAUGUGCAUCGGGCAGAAGUGGAUCUCUUAGGUGCUGCUGGCAUUAGUGUUCAGCUGCACCCUCCCUUUCUCCUGCAUGUCUCAGCCCAUCACAGCCAGAGUUUCCACAUCCACUGGAAUCAUAUUAUAGCUAGAGCCCAAGAAGAGGUUGGUAAUCUAACAUUCAUUGCUAAGAAUGUGGUUAAAAAACUCAUGGAAGAUCUUGCAAGAACAGACAGUCUGUCACUCCUGAAUAACUCCAUUUCAACGCCCAUUCUGACCCAGCACAUCUACACCCAGGGCAUUCAGAUAUUUGAAGAAAUGCAGCAUGACCAGCUGAUGCUAGACAUAAUGCGCAGUAUUCAGGCUUCCAUUGAUGUCACCAGCAUAAUUGUUGAGGCUGGUUUUGCUUGUAUCAGUCACAACUAUGGAGAGAUUUUCCAUAAAGUAGUGACUGGGGUUAGGGUGUGGCUGGAGGCCGUCGCCACGAAAACAGGUGCCUUGUGUGUCCAGCUGAUGGAAGACAUUCAAGAAAACUUCAGCAACAUUGUUAUCUUUAUUAACAAUAUACCACACCUGCUGCUUGAUCAGGUGAUGGAGGUGCCCUUGCUGAACGAGGCGAUGGAGUGGGUGUUUGCACAGAUCCGUGUGGUUCAGGAGUCUACAGUUUAUGGUGUCAUCAGAGAAUCUCUCAGCAUUAUUACUAAGGCUGUUGACAAGGCAUUGUCUUUAGUAUUCUCUGAGGAAGCAACAUUAUCAAACAAGAAAUAUAGUGAAGUAUGGAACAUCUGGGUUCCUAUAGGUGAAUGUGGUCACUCGCUGCUUGAAGUGUGGCAUCACAUAAGUGGCCCGUCUAAGUGGGUGCCACACAGGGAGUUUUUGAGCACAGCUCUUCUGAAGUGGUGGCAUCUUCUCACACACCCUUUGCAGCUCCUUAAAUACCUUUCCCCUCCUUACCCAGGGGAAGGAGCCAUUAUUGGAGACAACUAUUUUAUAACCUUUGAUGGCAGGACCUUCAGUCUGACCCCUUCAUGCAAGCACAUCUUACUCACAGAUUCCAAGCAACAACUCUUCACUCUUUUGUCUCAACAACAAGAUGCCGCCUCUGGCACCAAGUACACUCUGCUGCUGGGGAACACAUCCAUUAAUGUGCUGUCAGACUUACAGGUCACCAUAGAUGGUGCCUCUGUCAACUUACCACACAUUAGUAGAACCAUAAGUGUGGUGCGUCGCCUUCACGAACUGGAGGUGACUGCCAAGGAUGCAAGAGGAUAUGACUUGGUUAGUCUCACGUGCUGGUUGGAGCAGCGAGCAUGUGUGGUGAGCGUAAGUGGCUGGCUUCAUGCUGACACUAGAGGGCUAUUGGGCAACUUCAACCUUAAUCCAGCUGAUGACUUCAUGAGACCAAGUGGAAAGGUUGCUCUAAGUAGAGACGUCUUCAGUGAGAGUUGGCAGCUAGACUCAAACUGUGUACCUGAGAGAGACGUUCCAAUGUCUGCAACCCUCCCCCACACUCAGCUGUUGUGUCGCAAGUUUCUCCUUCAUUACACUGCUCCAGUCUUUGCCUGCCAUGAAGCUGUGAACAUCAUGCCAUUCUACAACACUUGUUUGAAGUACUUGAACUCUUUACGAGGUGACGGACACGUGUCCAAGGCAGAGGAAAGCAACACACAUCAUGACAGUGAAGUUAAAGACACAGGACAUUUUGUUCCAUCAGCCUCAGAGCCUCCCAGUGCCAAUACACCACAGAACAACAUGAAAGCAGAAAGGAUUAACCACAGCAAUAGCACUAUCUAUGAAAUAAACAUAAAAGAUGUCCUCUUCCAGUUAACUGAGGAACAAAGUGUGUUUACUGGUGCCUCUCUACAGGAAAUCUCAGUGUUGUGUGAUGUGGCUGCAGCAUAUGCAUCCUCCUGCAGCAGGCACAGAGUUGAAUUACAUCUGCCUGCUCUUUGUGAAAAAGGAAGGCAGUUGACUUAUGAGGAGCCCCUGUCACGUGAGCCACAGCUUGACCUGGUGAUGCUCAUCAAUGAGGAAUCAUGUGACUCCUUCAUUUACCAAAACUUGGUGCGUCCACUGCCACAGGUCAUCACAAGGGUUUCUCAGGGAAAGAAUAUCAGCAAUAUCCAAAUUGGUGUGUUGGGCUUUGGGUCGGGUAAUGGAGAAGUGGUGUACCGCACUAAAGGCACGGCUCUUCUAACCCCGGCUACUGAACUGAGAAUCCUUCGGCCCCCAGAAGGUCAACGCUCUCAGGCAUCCCUCCUCAGUGGAAUGAGAGCAAUAAGCAAGUUUCCUUUUCGAGCAGGAUCUGUGCGCAUCGCCCUUGUUCUGCGUUGUGAUGACCACGACAUUCCUAAGUUCACCGAGACAUUACCCAAGGAGAUGCAAAGGAGACGUCUAGCUCUGUUCACCCUCACCCCUAACGUCCUAAUGUUCAACCCCCGCCGCCCUAAGGCUGUCCGUAACACGAUAGGAAUGGAUCGAUGGAGGGUGUACAAUCUGCGUCUGGACCGCCAGCACUCCUCAGACUCCUGGGGUAUUAGAGCACCAAGCUCCAACAUUGCUCAGCUAGCUAUGAAGAGUGGUGGAGGAGUGUUCUCUCUAUCUGCCUUGCGGAAUGAUGAACGGGCAAGGUACCACAUGAAGCUAUUCCGGAGGGUCCUCAGCAAGGCCAUCAUCAAGGUAGUGGUGAAUGCACACAGACAGAGGCUGUAACCUUGAGUCAGACAACUUGUGUUUCACCUCACUACUUUUGUCUCACCAACAUCUACAAGAUAGUUGAUGUCAGUAACUGAAAGGUAAUGCUGUAAAUAGCUGUUUGGAGUAGUAGUGGAAUUUUAUAGAAUGGUGUCCUCUUUGUGGGCAACCUGCACAGUAUGUAGUUUGGUAACAAUAACCAAGUAUGAGGUAAGAGAAACAGUAUGUAUGAAUAGAAAUGGUUUUAUAGAACUAAGGUAAUUGUAUAAAUAUAUUAAUUCAGAUUAAUCAUAUGGCAAAGCCACUGCACCCUUUGUAAUGAAAUCUUGUAGAUACCUCAUAUUUACUUAUUGCAUCAAUAUUUGCAUGUUUAAUUUUAGCAGGUUUGUGACAGGAAUAAAGUUUUAAAAUUAAAGUAUAUGCCAAAAAUUAACAUAGUGAAGUACAUAUACAUAGUUACCUUCCCUAAACAUUCACCAAACAGCCACUGAUCAUAUAGCGGUGCAAAAAGUCAGCAUGAGAGUAUGUAUUACAUCACUAAAACACAGUGGGACUCAUUUUGCAAGUUUUCUAAUCAUAUUCAGUGUGAUGGCUUAUAAUCAUCAUAAGCAUCUCGGUUACUAAACUUUUUAUAGAAAAUCAAAUGAUAGGAAGUCAUAACCUUAUAAUGGCUGACAGCCAACUACCUACUAAGUUCAAUAAGGCUAAAUAAAUAAGAAUGUUUUAGUUUUCUGCUGUAUUCAGUAUUUUAUGUUGCAAUAACUUAUUUUGUCCAACAUCAUACCACUGAUUUCAAUAAUAAAUAAAAAUUACCCCACUUG